Messenger RNA from Octopus bimaculoides (California two-spot octopus), 3565 nucleotides. RefSeq lists its product as uncharacterized. Gene Ontology annotation, molecular function: kinesin binding. Lineage: Eukaryota; Metazoa; Mollusca; Cephalopoda; Octopoda; Octopodidae. Gene Ontology annotation, cellular component: cytoplasm; kinesin complex. The record is from RefSeq and is a predicted model, not a curated record. Gene Ontology annotation, biological process: microtubule-based movement.
CAUACCCCAACUUUCUCUUUUCUCAAAGCUUUUUUGAUUUGCUUCCUCUAUUACAAUUUUCUUUCUCUCUCACUAUUUUCUCUCCCCACUCUUUCUGUCUCCCUCUCUCUCAAUUUUUUUACCUCUCUUUCUUUCCCUCUCUGCUUCUGUCUCAACUUCUUUCUCUUGUUUAUCCCCCCCCCCACUAACUAUUACACUGUCAAUAUAGACAAUUGUUAGAUUUAGUCAUCUCCCUUUACGUAAUUUCUAUAUUUUACUCUGUAUCUCUUCCUUGUCCUCUUUCAUUCAAACAUUCACUGUUGUUUCUUUCUUUCUCUCUCUCUCUCCCGCUAUAUAUACAUAAACCAAUCACUCUAUUAAACGUUUCUUCGUCAUACGCUUUUUCUUUCAUUCUCUCAUUACUUCAUCAACUGCUACUUCCGUGCGGGAUACACCACAACUUCUAGGCAUGAAUAAGUGAAACAGUUUAUACAAAAAAAGAAAAAGAAAGAAGAAAAAAAAGAUAAUUUACAUUAUAUAUUGUCGACCUCCCGCUGCGGAAGCACGGGUGACCAAAAUUUAUGACAACAGAGAUUAGUCAUUUAUCAAAAAUUUCACUGCUGAACUAUAGAACUCGGUACCACCUUGCCGAGAGAAUUUUGUUUCUCGCAAUUAUUACAAACAAAGAAGCUAAACUAGAUUGUUUAAUCAGUGGUAGUACACGGGAUGUGAAAACAUUACGAAGAAAUAUUUAAGUACUAUGAAAGUAUACUUGCACACCACCCAUUUACUCAUCUCUGCAAUCUGGCCAGAUCUACCUUUUAUUAUGCUAGCACUGAUGGUGACAGCCUUGAAGAUUUGUAUCUGACCAGAAGAAAGGGGUUUCCAGUGGUGGCUUGAAGAUGCCCCCUUUUCAUUGAGGACACAAAUUGACAUGCAGAAUACCAUAGCAGAGCAUUGUUAUAAUCAACUUUGGAGAUUGCCUUAUCUACCAGAACUGGGAACUAAAAGUUCUUUCCAGAGACGAAAACAUUCCUACAUAAUUCUUUAAACUAACAUGACCAGAAUGGUUAUUAUUCUGUUUAAAUUAUAAUUAAACUAUUUAAGUUCUAAUUAUGACAAUGCAAAUAUUUAAAGAAGCUUAAGCAAUUCCUACUACUUUCAAGGGAAAAUACUAUAAGAGAAUAAAAAUGGAGAAAAGUGACUUAAAUGAGAAUUUUACAUACCAAGAUGAUAUCAUUCGUCGCACACGGAAAGCAAUCCGUGAUUUGCACACACUUCGUAAUGAACACCUCAGCAUCAUCAAUAAUAUCAAAAUGAAUUUCAAAAGCAAUGUAGUUGAUACAAAUGAUAUAACAGUAGAAAAACUUGAUGUUUUGAAACAUUCCCAAGAAGCAAUAGACUUGGCUUUGGAAGAAGCAGAAAUAACAAUGCUUUUGACAAAACAUUUGCAGUAUCUAGAAGGAGAGAACUUGAAACUGCGUACUGAGGUGUCACUUCUGAGGAAAGAGAAUGAUUGGUUAAGAAGUGAAUUGUUAGAUGCUCAAACCAAAUUGCAAAACUGUCAAGAAUCUCUUGUAGUUGCUGAGGAGAAAUUAAAGCACUUUGAGUUCAUGAAAGAGUUAAAUUAUGAUGAGAAUGAGGAAAAAACUGAUAAUGGUAGUGAGGGCAAAUGCCGCCCUUCAUCUUUUGAUAUGAGUUUCUUGGAUGACAUUAUAGAAGACACAGAAAGUCCUGGCUAUGAAAUUCCUGCUCGAUUCCGAUCGUUGUAUGACUUAAUAACACAGUAUGUUAUGCAAGGUCGACAUCAGGUAGCAUUAACUUUAUGUAAGCAAACAAUACAGAAUUUAGAAAAAACUAGUCGGUUUAACCCUGAAGAAGCUAUAGUCCUACAUAUGCAGGCUCGCAUCUAUAAAGAUAUGGGCAACAUGCAAGAGGCUGUCAGAGUGUUAAAGGCUGCUCUUUUAAUAAGAGAAAACACUUUAGGUCAUGAACAUCCUAGUGUGGCAGCAGUUCUAAAUAACCUUGCUGUGAUGUAUGGAAAAAGUGGUAAUUUCAAAGAUGCUGAAAAAAUGUGUAAGAGAGCUCUGGAAAUAAAAGAGAAAAUCAAUGGUACUUAUCAUCCUUCAGUUGCAAAGUUAUUCAAUAAUCUGGCACUUCUCUGUCAAAAUCAAAACAAAUAUGAACAAGCAGAGUACUAUUACAAUCAGUCUUUGGAAAUAUAUAAAUCUAUGUUUGGAAAUGAUCAUAUGUCGGUAAUGAAAAGUAAAAAUAACCAUGCUUCUUUAUAUCUUCGGCAAGGAAAGUAUCGGCAAGCUCAGGAUAUCUACAGAGAGGUUCUUAUACAGUUUUGUGAAAAGAAAUACGGUAGCAUCGAUGAUGACAGUGGGCAUACUUUAACUCCUCAGGAACAAGAAAAUGGUGGCUUGUUAAUCUAUUAUAUAAAAAAAAUAUGCGAACGGAGUAAAAUGGGUUUGAACGUUUUUAAGAAUCCUGCAUUAAUCACAACUUUGGUGAACAUGGGUAUACUUCAUAGACUUAUUGGUAAAAACAAAGAAGCUUCUCUCUUUGAAGAGAGUGUCUUUAGAAUGAAAAAGACUAACAGUCGCUAUAAAUUAGUAACAGUUCCUGAAGAAAAUUGAUUUACACUGUAUACAUACAUACAUGCAUACUGUUCUACACUGCUACAACUCAGUUUAUCACAUCACAAUAAAUUAUUGUGCAAUUAAGGUGCUGCACUCAUAAUGAAUGCCUAUACACACUGUUCAAGUCAUACAACAUAAAUUCUACUGCAUCAUUUAUGGAUCACAUGCACUUUAAUCUUUGUACUUCAAACUCAAAAAGAAAGUACAAGACUCUUCAUGUUUGAUAUAUAAUAGUAGUCAAGCAGGCACGUUACUCUGCACACUCUACUGGGAAUAAAUUUCACUUUGCGUGUAAGCUGCAUUGAUGUUUACUCAGAGUGGAAUUAAGGUACUGCUUACAUUUUUUUUUUCACCUGACACUCUACUUUGCUUGGUGUCUACCACUUCCACUGUUUAAGAUAAAGGGCAUUGAAAUUUAAGACUCCAACUCCACCAAUUUAUAAACUUCCAUACCCGUCCAAACCUGAAAGUCAAAAAUAAAAUACAGAACUCGAAAGUAACACUAAAAUCUAAAAUAUCAAACCUGAUUUGUUAUAAAUUAUCACAAUGGUAAACAUAAUGAAUACUUCUGAAUGAAUUAGGAAUUCUAAAAUUUUAAAACAUUUCCUGUGAUCUUUUUACACAUUGUUUGUUUACUACUGUUAUGAUUGCUUUCAUGCACUUAAUUUAUUUCAGGCUAACUUCAGAAAUAUUUAACAUUUUCAACUCCAUUACUGACAGCAGCUUAAUAUAUAUGCAUUUUGGUAUUUUGGUAUACAGACAGGGGAAAGUGCUCAGAACAUGUACACUAUUUGUUUGAAACUGGUAAUUUAAUUCUUGUUUUUGCCAGGUGCAAUUCUUCAGUUGACAAAAAGAGGAAACAUUGACUGUGGCAAGUGAUGGAAUAAAUCAUUGGAUUUGAAAAAAACAUAUAUAUAUAUAUAUAUAUAUAUAUAUAUAUA